AUGGCUACUCAACUCAAUGACCCCUCCAUCACAUUUAAGGCCUGGGGAUGGAGUGAAAACUGCACCCUUCUUCUUGAUCAACUCGUCAAUAGGACAAUCUCUGAGGCUUUUUUCCUUGAGGCGUGUAAACCUCAUGCAGACAUCGACGCUGGAACAGUUGUCCUCGCAAUCCUCCUUACACUUCUCCUUCUAGGAACGGCGGGAGGAAAUAUUUUGGUCAUUAUAGCUAUCUUGAUUGUGAAAAAACUCCGGUCACCCACAAACCUGCUCAUUGUCAACCUCGCAGUGACGGACUUUCUUGUCAGCAUACUAGUCUUGCCGUUCGCAAUCGCCUACCAAAUUUUAGGCUACUGGCCAUUUAAUCAGAUCAUCUGUAAUCUCUACAAUAUCUCAGAUGUCCUUCUAUGCACCCUAUCGAUUCUGAGCCUUUGCACAAUUUCCAUUGACCGUUAUCUUGCCAUUACGAAACCUCUUCAAUACGCUGCUAAGAGGACGCCUAAACGGAUGCUGCUAAUGAUUUGUAUCUCGUGGUUACUAUCCGCCGCAAUUAGCAUUCCACCCGUAUUUGGAUGGGAGCAAAAAAAUAGUCCAUUCUAUUGCGGCUACAGUGAAGAAUUAACCUACCAAAUCUAUGCAACAAUGACGGCUUUUUAUAUUCCCCUUACAGUCAUGGUUAUCCUCUAUGGAAAGAUUUUGGUACUUGCCAAGCAAAUGGCCCUUACGAAUGCACAGGUCGCUCGCGAAAGCAGCACUGAGAUGCAGGCAAGAACAUCAUCGAUUCCUGCGUACGCUGACUGGAACAGGAAUUCUCUCUAUCCCACUAGAGAAAGCUACACAUCUCAAAAGGUGUACACUGAGGCAAAUGAUAACUGGCAACAGAUACUGGAGCCUAAUAAUACUGAUUUCAAAUCCCGACAAAGCGUUGUCAGUUUUAAGUCCCCUCCUGCGAUAAGGCCACCGGGAAGAUGCCAAGAUGUGCGAGGAAAAUUUUGCUGUCUGUUUGCGUCGUCUCAUAGAGCCUCGACGGAAAUUACCAAUAACGGCAAGUCUUUAGAACAGACGGCCAGCCUUAGCGGUCCUACCAGACCCCCAUUAUCUUUGCUCCGCAGAAAGAGGAGACGCUCGCCCUCCGACCAAGGCAAGGGGGAAACGCAUAAAGCAGUCACCACACUCGGAGUUAUCAUGGGAUGCUUUACCGUCUGCUGGUUACCGUUUUUUGUGUCACAGCUCAUCACUCCUAUCAUCAAUUGCUUUACAAAGCAAAAGUUCUCUAUUCCUCCGACCCUCUUUCAGGUGUUUGUUUGGCUCGGUAAGGAGGCAACCAAAUCAGUCACAAAGUACGGGGCUGUCCACUAUCGACAUCUGGUGGGCAGACAUGUCGAAGUUGAGGAACUUGCUUCUCUUUCCAUCCAGUCCUCGGAAAUUUCGUCCGAAAUCCAGAGGCUAUUUCUUGUUCUGCUUUGCAUUUCAGGGUAUUGCAACAGCUUUCUAAAUCCGUUGAUAUACGCACUGUUCAACCGAGAGUUUCGUUUGCCCUUCAUCUACAUUCUUCGAUUCCAAUGCUACAGCAUAAAUACUCGGCUUCGAACUGAAACAUUUUCACAUCAGUUCGAUCUGCCCAGAAAAUCAGGACUAAGCUACCGUAACUCCCUCGCUCGUGGAAGCUCCAGCAGUUGUAAUCGACGCCAGCAGCGACGCAAACUACGAGGUCUCAGUCCCUUGGCAAAUGUCUCUCCACACGCAACAAUAAACGCAGCUGGCCACACCAAGGCUCCUAGUUCGGAACACAACGUGUUCGUUUCACAUCUGAGCUCGGAGCAUGAUGAAGUACUCCAAACCCCACACUCUCUCUUCGACCAGCCUAGCCGGUUCUCUAUCCCAACGUCAUUGUUCACUGCUUCGGAAGUUUUGGCCAAUCCCAGUGGCAACGACCUCCUUGAAAACACACUCCGAAUAUGCCCUCUGCCUAACUGCAGUCAGGAGAGUGACGUGGGAAUUCGAAGUGAUAGGAUAUACGACACGCACAUACCCUAUCUGAAUGUGCAGUUUCAGCGACGUCCGCGUAGCAGCCCCUCAAGUGCACCACCGAAUUUGACUACCUUCGAAAACAGCCUGCACACGUGGACCGGAGUUAGUGACUACCAACCGAAGUCGCAAACGUGCGAGCGACGUCGAAGACAGUCAGAUGCUGCAGUCUCCCCUCUUAUGAGAAAUAAGUUCCAAAAAAAACCACGGUUAAUUGAAUGGGAAUGA
Mesocestoides corti is the source of this 2253-nucleotide messenger RNA. Lineage: Eukaryota; Metazoa; Platyhelminthes; Cestoda; Cyclophyllidea; Mesocestoididae. The record is from the annotation of a GenBank genome assembly.